Molecule: messenger RNA, 2790 nt
Organism: Gambusia affinis (western mosquitofish)
Lineage: Eukaryota; Metazoa; Chordata; Actinopteri; Cyprinodontiformes; Poeciliidae
Product: mitochondrial uncoupling protein 2-like
Exons: 6
Coding region: 1465-2406 (313 amino acids)
Biological process (GO): adaptive thermogenesis; mitochondrial transport; mitochondrial transmembrane transport
Cellular component (GO): mitochondrial membrane
Molecular function (GO): oxidative phosphorylation uncoupler activity
Source: RefSeq, a predicted model, not a curated record
CUCGGAGGGCCACAAAAAUAGAAGUAAUAUUAUGUAUUUACCAGGCAUGUUGUGCCAUCUUGUAGCACUAUCCACUAUGUUACCUCCAUUUGUUGUAAAAUUGCUCUACAUAUCAAAUACGACUAGAAAGAAAUUUGACUUUUUAAUUUAAUGUUUUGAAAUUGGGCCUCUGACUCUUUAAGAAACUCCUGCUCUGUCUGAAACUCUGCCUUCAGAAAGUUAUAAUAUUAAUCCUUUUAACGCUUUUUCCAGCUACAACAAUUAGCUUGUAUAUUGACUGAAGCAGCUGCGCAGUGAGACUAAAGGAUUUCUCAAAACAUUCAUGAAAGAGCCAAAGCAACACUCCAGGUAUGUUUUUGAUGGGUAAUAACAUUAUAACAUGAUGUAAAGAUCAAAAAGUCCAUUUUUAUCAUACUUUAAAUAUAGAAAAAUGUUAAAUAAUUUCUUUUCACAAAAUCACCUUCAGUAGCUUUACAUAUCGUUUCAUUUCCACUCCUAAAGCUUUGCACAACACAGAUUUGCCGGUAGAGCAGCACUAGUCUUCUCCUUACAUUCCUCGUGGCACAAUUUCUUUACAUGGUUUAGAUCUUGAUCAUCUUCGGUCCUCGUAUGCGUAGUUCUCUUCAGCUCUCGUCACAGAUCUGUUAUCAGAUUUAUAGGACUGCUGCCAAGGGAAAAGGUUUUUUUCUUUUUGUGGAAGUUCAAAGAGAACCAACAGCUCUCCAGAACCCCCUCCAUACCCAACAGUGGUCUUAAAAAUUUACCCACAUAUUUUAAAAAAUGUGGGUUUUUUCCCUCUAUGCCUCUCAAAAAAUGGAUUUAAUUUUUCAAUGUCUUCCAGAGUGAGGUUAUGUUACUGUAGUUAGCAUAACCUCAGUAAUUAAUCACAAUAAAUACAUUUUUAGCAUCUGUAAUUAUUGCAAUUGAAAAUGAGUUCAUAUUGAGCUGAUUCUCCUACUUGCUACAAAACAUUUCUGGUUUAAACCAGCGUGUCACCCGAUCAGACCAGCUGUUCAAAUGUUCGUGUCACCAAGCAGGUGAGUCGGGUGUUGAAAACUCGCCCUCCAGCAGCCAGACGUUUGGUAUUUUGUUCAGGCAUGUACUGCACACUGUGUUCAUUUGUUUGUUUUUUUUCCUUCCUUUUUUUUUUUUUUUUUACCCAGAGAAGGCGGUGCAACAGUCAACACUUUCCCAUCAGGUUUUUCUCCCAGUGUAACUGAUUUUAUCUGUUCGCCUGCUUUCAGUUCUAAGUGACAACAAGAAAUGGCACAAGAAGUGAACUCUACUUUAAUAAGACACACAUUCGUUCUGUUUAUUACCUGGAACAUGACUGUUUGCUUCAGUUUGUUACCGCUCAUAAAGUCCUGAAAGGAUCCGCUGUUGACUUCAGAUUUUGGGAUGACUGAAACCUCUGGUGAGAUUUUUGCUUUUUAAAGACUGCGUUGAUCCGUUACCGUUUUGAACAUGGCAGGAGGAUCAGCAGCUGACUUGUCACCUACAGCUGUUGUCAAGAUUUUUUCAGCUGGAACAGCUGGCUGCGUGGCUGACCUGGUCACCUUCCCACUGGACACGGCCAAAGUACGACUGCAGGUCCAAGGAGAAUCAAAGGCCCUCCCAAAAGGCCAGAAGGCGGUGUACAGAGGUGUGUUUGGCACCAUCAUCACCAUUGUGAGGACCGAGGGGCCGAGGAAUCUGUACAAUGGGCUCCUGGCGGGGCUGCACCGACAGAUAUGCUUCGCCUCUGUCCGGAUCGGUCUGUACGACACCAUGAAGCAGCUCUACGCCCACGGAGCACAGAAUCCUGGACUCGGGACCCGACUGCUGGCGGGCUCCACCACUGGAGCGAUGGCGGUGGCUUUUGCUCAGCCCACCGAUGUUGUGAAGGUCAGGUUCCAGGCUCAGGUCCACCAGCCGGAGAACGGCUCCGUCAAGAGGUACAGCAGCACCACCGAGGCCUACAGGACCAUCGCCAGGGUGGAGGGUCUCAGAGGGCUCUGGAAAGGGUGUCUGCUAAACAUAGCUCGUAACGCCAUUGUGAACUGCUCUGAGCUGGUGACAUAUGACAUCAUUAAAGAGCAGAUCCUGAAGAACAAACUGAUGACAGACAACAUGCCAUGUCACUUCACUGCCGCGUUCGCCGCAGGUUUCUGCACCACCGUGGUGGCCUCUCCAGUGGACGUGGUGAAAACCCGCUUCAUGAACUCCGUGCCCGGGCAGUACGGCGGCGCCGCCAACUGCGCUCUGACCAUGCUGCUUAAAGAGGGGCCCUUGGCUUUUUACAAAGGCUUCAUGCCGUCGUUUCUUCGCCUGGGGUCCUGGAACAUAGUGAUGUUUGUCAGCUACGAGCAGAUUCAGAGGGCCGUGGUAAGAUUUCAGUGGCGUCUCGCUUCAGAACGGUUUGACUGAGCGAAGCUGUGCAGCUGGAUCUGCAGCAGCGUUGAUAGUGAGCGGUCAAUCCGGACCUCGUACCUCACCAGAGAGGGCAAGCUGCAGGUUUGAUUGGUGAUUAGGCAUAUUUACUUCUUCAAGUUCAGCAGGACAACAACGUGUUCUGAUGUUGUUGUUUUUUUUUGCAUUUUAUACCUCAGACCUCACAAAGAAUUCAGUAAGAGGAAGUUUUAAAAAAAAAAAAACUAAAUUGUACAUUAUGUACAUAAUAAACAGAAGUGUAAAACUGCAAUUUGCUGCUUGGUGUUGGACCAUUUUUUUUUUUUUUUUUUUUUUUUUUGCUAACGAAACUGUUUCAAACUGUUUUUGGAUGUGCAAAAAUAAAAAAGACUAAAGAUAUAA